AUGUGGUGCCGCCCCUGGCUGCCCGCCUGCCUGGCCUGGGGCUGUGUGGCCGCGCUGUGCGGCUCCCGCGGGUUCUGCCCGGCCCCGAACGCCUCCCGCCCCGAGCUGGGGCAGUGUCCGCGGCGCCGGCCAGCGGAGCUCUGCGCCUGGGCCCUGUCCUCCGACAGCCUCCUAGAUCCUUUUCCAAUUGAUGUGAUCCAAGAAAAUUAUGUCCGUAAUGUGAGAAACUGCAUUUUUUCAGUUGUCUAUCCUACACCUUUUAAAUCUAGAGUUCAUCUUGUAGCUGUUUCAAAGGAUGUUCUUGAAAAUAUUUUGGAUCUUGAUAUAUCUGUCAAAGGAUCAUCUGAAUUUCUGGAGUUCGUCAGUGGUGGGAAAGUGAUAUUUGGGUCUGUUCCAUUGGCCCAUAGGUACGGGGGUCACCAGUUUGGUAGCUGGGCAGGUCAGCUGGGGGAUGGAAGAGCCCACUUGAUCGGAGUGUACACAAACAGGCAUGGUGAGAGGUGGGAACUGCAGUUAAAAGGGUCAGGAAAGACCCCAUACUCCAGGAAUGGCGAUGGAAGAGCUGUUCUUCGCUCUUCUGUUCGAGAGUUUUUAUGUAGUGAGGCCAUGCACUAUCUUGGAAUUCCUACAAGCAGAGCUGCUAGCUUAGUUGUAAGUGAUGAUGAUGUGUGGAGAGACCAGUUUUACGAUGGAAAUAUUAAGAAAGAAAGAGGUGCAAUAGUGCUACGACUUGCCAAAUCAUGGUUUCGAAUAGGAUCCUUGGAAAUCUUAGCUCAUUCUGGGGAACUGGACUUACUAAGGAGAUUGCUAGAYUUUAUUAUCCAGGAACAUUUUCCAUCAAUAGCUAUGAAUGAUUCAAAUAGAUAUCUGGAAUUUUUCUCUACAGUCGUGUCAGAGACUGCAAAUCUCAUUGCYUUGUGGAUGUCUGUGGGGUUUGCACAUGGUGUUUGCAAUACAGAUAACUUCAGUUUAUUAUCCGUAACAAUAGAUUAUGGUCCAUUUGGAUUUAUGGACUCCUAUGACCCAAAUUUUGUUCCAAACACAUCUGAUGAUGAAAGAAGGUAUAAAAUAGGAAAUCAGGCAAAUGUUGGGCUGUUUAAUCUCAGCAAGCUGUUACAMGCUCUGAAACCUUUAUUGGAUCCCAGGCAAAACCAGCUAGCUUCCCAGAUUUUGGAGGGGUAUGGUGAGCACUAUUACAGCCGUUUCACAGAACUAUUCAAAAGAAAAUUGGGUCUUCUUGGGGAGAAUGAGAAUGAUAAUUAUUUGAUUGCUUUCCUCUUAAGAAUUAUGGAAGACACAAAGGCUGAUUUUACAAUGACAUUCCGAGAGCUGAGUGAAAUUACUGCAGACCAGUUAAAGGAGCUUCAUAUUCCUGAGGAGUUUUGGGCUCUCCAGGAUCUGGGUAAACACAAAUUAUUUUCAGAAUGGGUUACCAUGUACCUCCUGAGAUUAAACAGCAACAAGGAUGAUUCAGACACCAAAAGAAGAACAAGAAUGACAACUGUUAAUCCUAGAUACAUACUUAGGAAUUGGAUGGCAGAAUCAGCAGUGCAAAAAGCUAAUUUGAAUGACUUCUCAGAGGUUCGACUCCUAGAGCAGGUUUUACAACACCCCUUUCAGAGGCAGGGGGCUGCAGAGAGAGCAGGGUACUCCCUGCGCCCCCCAGCUUGGGCCAAACAUCUGAAAGUCAGCUGUUCAUCCUGAGGGAAAUUCAAACAGGCAAGAAAAACCAUCAAGGUCAAAGCUCAWGCCUUCAAAUGGGGUUAAUGGACCAAGCCACAGGAACUUCUCUCCCUUAUGCUUUGUGGACUGGAAUCUGCUGCUGUUCUUGACUAAUUUAUGAAGUCUUAAGAUUAAAGAAAUGCAUCACUCUGYAUGGUUGCAUCAGCAAAUUAUAUUGGCAUUGACAACUCUGUCUUCCACACUGAGCUGUGCAUUACUUUGAGUCCCAAUAUUUAAGUUCUGCCAAACUGUCACACUUAACCUCUCAGAAUUCAUGGCUGAUCAGGGGGGUCCCAAUAGCUUUUAGUGACUGAUCAAUUGAAAAUCCAUCAAAGCUAGUUUUAAUAAUGCAGUAUUUUGAUGAUUUUUCCUCUUGCUGUUAMACACUGGUCAGAUACAGUUGUAUUCUGCAGACAUAAAUGUUCUUAAGGCUUGCAGACCUGCCCCAGAGACUCAUGUUAGACCUUGACACCUUUUCUCUUUCUGAUCGUGUUCUGUCCCAUUAAAUUGAUACGAUUUAAAGGAAAUUCAGUUAAAUAGCAAAAAUGUCUGUCUUGGAAGUGACUUACUAAGGAGUAAGUUUUAGUGUCUUUGCAGUGUCAGGUGCCUAUCCAGAGGACCACUGCUCUUUGAAAGUAUCUUUUGAUAGUAGAAAGAUUAUUGUUGCAUAGAUAAAAAGUCUCAGGAAAAAUUCAGUGUUUGGUCCGGAUAAGGACUGUCUCAGAAGCAUCUCACUAUGUAUCUAGUCAGGUCAAUAUACCUGAGAAAAAUCUUGCAGGGAAAGUAAAAUUCUACUGGAGCUGUUACACAGAAGUCCUCUGAGUAAGAGGGACUAUUCUCAGAGUCGUGGGUCUUGUUAUUUAUUAUUAUUUGAUACUGUAGUUCCACAAARCUUUAAGUGUAUAAUUAAGCUAAAAUUAAUACAUCAGCUAGAAAAAUUACACAAAAAAAAUCUAAUUUGGGGGCUUUGUUACUUCUUGAUGUUACCUUGUAUAUUCUUCAUGUUACCUUGUAUAUUCAAAUCCAAAAUGAAUUGUUUUAGGAUCUUCAAAUUUUUGGGUGCCACUUGAUUCUCAAAUACAGGCUAUUAGGUAUACAAUCAUCUCUUUCUAGAAAUGUGGGAAAAAAGUUUAUUAUUAGAAAUCUUUCAGGGACUAAAAAAUAUUUGAAUGCCUUUGCUACUUAACUAGAAUCAACACAAUUAUUCAGGAUGGUUUCCCCUCAGAUAUACAGCUGUUGGAAUAGAAAUGCAGUUGUUGAACUGUAAAUAGUAGUGUCAUAAURGGGGGCACAAUACAGGUAUUUAAAUACAGUUUUCUGAAAAUUCAGUCUAAGUUUGAGCAUCAGAUGUACACAAGAUCAGCCUGGGUUUGCCUUCCUGCCAUUCCUGGGAUUGUGUUUGAGCUGGCAGCAGCUCCAGGCCAAAGGUGUGGGCUGCCUGUGGAAGCCCCUCAGCUCUGGGCUGUGCUGCUGCCUACUGAAACCCUGCAUUGGUGUCUCUUGUGGGAUAAUGCCAAACACAAUGGUGUUGUGAGGGAGUGUGUGAAAAUCAGCAUUGCCACCUGAGGAGGAGUGGGUCACACUCAAGUAAGUGAUGAUGUAAAGAACAUAUUGUAUUUGCAGGGUAAAUGCAGCAGCAUUGCAGCUUGGGCCCUGGUUUUCCAGUUAGAGAAAGGCAARAACUCCAAUUUUGUUUAACCAAACAUCUGAGAACUUUCUGUUGUAUGUGGGCCAAAUAUGGGUUUUGCCUGUGCGUCUUUACCUCAUGGAAUAACUGCAUAAAUACAAAACAUUUCUAUACUGCUUUUUCCUUCCAAGUGUUUUAUUCAUGUUAAAUCUUCUYAGUGGCAAGUGGGCUUCUGCUUUUCUCAUAGUUACAGUAAGGAAAGCCUCCAGCAUCACAAGAUGGAACUAGAAUAGCCCAAAAAAUGAGCUUUAUCACAAGCAGUAGCAUGUUCUGCUCCUUGUGCCCCCUAUGACACUUUCCAGGUUCUUACAAAAUAUCUGAAAGAAUGAAGUGAGCCCUGAAAAUUGGUUUCCCAUAUUCCUCUGGCUGCAGAGAGUAGGUCAGCUAUUUCUCCUCUCCAGGAGUUCGUUCAUGGACUUGGUCAUGUCUGCCUGGUUUUAUGUGAAGGCAAAUCUUCAUUUUCUUUCCCCUAGUUUUACCAUAAGUUUAUAACGUGGUUUUAGUAACUAUUCUGAUUUCGUAAUAGUCAAUACUGACUGUUAAAGGGGAUCAAACUGUUUGAGCCUGUUCUGCAAGACCAUGAGAAUUGUAAAGMCUUAAUGAUACCAAAUCUUCUGUGUUCUGCUUGUUUCCCUCAAACAGUAACUGGAAAAUGUGUAUUCUGGGAGUCAGUAAGUAAUAGUUCAGUCCUGCAGUUAAGCCCUAAUCCAUUUAAGUUUCUACUUUUCCACUCUUGAAGUGCCCAGCAAAGAGUGCGUGAAAAAUGUAAAACGUAUGGUUAUCCCAAAACUACCUUCAAACUGUAUUUUGUACAACAUGAGAAAUGAGCCCACAUUGCACUCAGCAUUUUCUACCACCUCCCUUUCCACUUCUACAUCAUUAUGGUUUAUGAUGACAAUGUAAACAUUAAUACCAUGUUUCAUGAUCUAUUUCCUGAAAAUCCUUGKCUUCCACCUGCUGUUCUGAAACUGCCUCAUCUUUCAUGUUACAUAAACAGAGCAGUGAUGCAAGGACUGGGGAAUAACUAAAACACUGAGGCUGGUAAUCAAACAGGGACUUCUUUGUGCUCUCAUCCUCUUUUUCUGUUAGAGGGCAGUGACAAAGGGGCAGCAGUGCUGAUCCCCCAAAAGGACUUUUCCACAUGACUCUAACCUUUCCAGUCCUAAGGACUGAUGGAAAAGUGAUUGCUUGAAGUAGGUCCUUCUUCCUCCAUAUCAGUGGUACAAGAGCCCAAAGGAAAUGACAGCUGUGGAGACURCUUCCAUUUCAGGUAUGGAGAAAGGUUAAAAAUAACAUGCUGCAAUGUCAGAUCUUUGCAGGCUAAAAUACAGUAAGUUCUAGUGAUGUACAGACCAUUUAUGUAGUAAUACAUUAGGUAGUGGUGAAAGGAUUAAUUUUCUUUUACAAACAAUUUGAAUUACAGCAUUGGAACAUCUUUUUGUAUUUUGCAGCUUAUUUUGGUACAAGAUCAAGCCAGAUAAUUGUUGUAUCAAUAGGAGGCAGCUUUGUUCUUUGAAUGGAGUUUAAAUCUUACAUUUGAUAAAUUCAAUGUAACCAUGUACCUACACAAAAUAGUUGAUAGAGGUCUAAUCAUCACAGCAUUUUACUUGAUUUCUGGAAUUUUCUGUAGGCUUUGAUUCUUUUUUUGUUUUGAAGAAAGUUCAACUUCUUUUGUGUAAGAUUAAGUGCAUGAAUUAUGACUGCAGAUGUAAAAUGUAUAAAAUUGAUUUUAUUGUGUUGUAACAAAAGAGAAGGCAGGGAAUAGGGUGRGAGGCUGAGAGUUCUGGUGAGAACAGUGAAUGCUAGAAAAGCCGUGUUGAAGUCUUAGUGAAUUUUGACCUUACUGUGCAACAUUUUUCUAAGGACACAUUCUGCUUUAUUUUGAUGCUGGGUGUGUAUUUCAUAAAAUUAAUCUGAUUUAAAAAUAGUUGACUAGCAGACAGUGUUGUCACCUAAAUAUGUCAAAAAUAUGUACU
Molecule: messenger RNA, 5385 nt
Organism: Malurus melanocephalus (red-backed fairy wren)
Lineage: Eukaryota; Metazoa; Chordata; Aves; Passeriformes; Maluridae
Product: protein adenylyltransferase SelO-like
Exons: 19
Coding region: 1-1704 (567 amino acids)
Source: RefSeq, a predicted model, not a curated record